CAGGCGUCUUCCAGAGCCAUGAGAGCCUUCGGCCCCAUCCUCUUCCUCGUCUUCCUCCUCGCUGGGCGGGGUUCCGAGGCCGCGCCUUCGGCCUCACCAGCUGCGGGCUCGGACUUCCCAAGGAUGGGCCUCCCCUCGGAACCCCUUCUUCCUGCUCCUGAAAAUGCCACUCUCCACCAGCCGCACCCGGAACCCCCUGGGAUGGCUUCUCCGGAGCCCUCCAAGGCGCCUCAUCCGGGUUUCCCUGAGUCCUCUCCCCAUAACGUCACUGACACCCCCAACGCUGACCUCCAAGAACCCCCACACCCAGAGUCUCCUGAGACCCCCAAACCUAACUCACUCAACACCUCAACAUCAGAAGCCCUGGAGACCCCUCAAAUUAACCCCUCCCAGAUGACACAUCCAGAACCUUCUGAGACCCCCACGCCUGACCUGCCUGAAAUUCCACACCCAGAGUCUCCUGAGACCCCCAAACCUAACUCACUCAACACCUCAACAUCAGAAGCUUUGGAGACCCCCCAAAUUAACCCCUCCCAGAUGACACAUCCAGAACCUUCUGAGACCCCCACCACUGACCUGCCUGAAAUUCCACACCCCAAAUACCCUGAGGCCCCCCAACCUAAUUCCUCCAAAACUUUACAGUCAGAAUUUCCUGGGACCCUGGGUCCUGACCCUCCCCAAACUGCACACCAGGAAUUCCCAGGGAUCCCCAAACUUAAUUCCAGUGAAAUCCCACAGGCAGAGGUCCCUGAUCCUGACCCCACCAAAACCCUUCACCCCGAAACUCCAAAAAUCCAUGACCCCAACACCGCUGAGACCCCAAGCACUGAAUUCCUUCAGCCCCUCCACCCCAACUCUACUGAUACCCCCCACCCAGAAUCCCACGUAACCCACCACCCUGGCCCCACUGAAAUCCCCCAAUCAAAACUCCCCACAACCCUCCACCAAGGUGCCACAGAGAUCGCCAGGGACUCUGCCCCUGAAACCUCCACCAGUCCUCACCCAGACACGCCCGCACCCCCCAGGGACCAGGCUACUGCCCUGCACGACCUGCCCCUGAACCAAGAGCCAGAAACCCCUGCGGCCACCCAGCCCAACUCCCUUAAACUGCCCGCCUCUGAUUUUCCUGGGACUGUUGAGCCCAAGGCCUCCCAGAGCUCUAGCCCUAAAGGGCCAGAUGUCGCUCUUUCCUCCUCCCGGAUCGCGGACCCCCCUGCUCCUUCAGGGUCCCCCAAUCAGCCGGCCCCUGCCACUCAGCGGGCCCCCCAGCGACGCAGCCGAGGUGAGAGAGUCAACACUAUCAUCCUGGUGGAACGAGUGAAGGAGACCGGCGUGACCCUGGUGGGACGCCCCCGGGGCGGGGCGGGAGGGGCCCUGUGCCUCUUCUUCGCCGGGACCGGGCUGCUGAUCGGCAUUUUCCUGCUGCUGUGGUGUCUCUACCGCCGGGCGGCUCGGCACCGGCCCUUCGCACACCACCGGCUUCCGAACGACGGAGACGAGUCGGUCCUGCACCUGGACACUCCCAAGGAGCCGUACGAUCUCUACUUUUACGCGCCGGAUGCCUGGAUCCCUUCACACAUCGCCACCAAGCAGCCGCCGCCCACUCCUCCGCUGCCGCCCAAGCUGCCCCCGCCGCCCCGCGGGGGCCGCUCCCAGCGCCUGGAGCCGCUCUCCCCGGCCACGCUCCCCGACAACUUCGUGUGAGCCCCUCCCGGCCCCUCCAGGCGUGCGCCAUCCUCAGGCAUCCUACCCUCCCGGCAUGCUUUGCUAGUAGCGGUGCCCUCAGAUAGAGCCCACCGCAGAGGUGCCCUCGCUGAGGCCCAAUAAAUCACGAGAUCCCUCCCUCCUA
Molecule: messenger RNA, 1849 nt
Organism: Myotis myotis
Lineage: Eukaryota; Metazoa; Chordata; Mammalia; Chiroptera; Vespertilionidae
Gene: GFY
Product: golgi associated olfactory signaling regulator
Exons: 3
Coding region: 19-1704 (561 amino acids)
Source: RefSeq, a predicted model, not a curated record